AUGUUUCCCAUCGAACUCCUACAACGUCUGACGGAUGCGCACUGCCAUCCCGUGGACGAUUCGGCCGGCCUCGAUCGAGCUUUGACCGCGAUCGAGCAGCUCCACACCGCACGACUGGUGCGCUCCUCAGCGGAGCCAUGGUCCUCAAAAGAUUUCAACCUGAUUCUGAUACCUUCUUCUCCACAGUGUGCUCAAAGCUCGACGCUGGAAAACCAGUCAUGUACUCGAUCCUUGGCCGUGGCUCAUCCAGAUCGAGUGAUUCCCUUCUUUGGUUCGUGCCCCACACCAAACCGACGACGUCAUUUCGGCUGCGGGAAGAAUCUUCACUGAAGCCAAAUUGUCGCCUUGGGUGCGCCAGGUCUUCACCCGUGGUUCGUUCAUUCGAUAUCUCUUGCAUCGCCCUCAUCCCUCCCCACCAAGCAAGAACACUACAUGACUCUCUUUCCCGAACUCGGCACCGACCCCUCCCUCCAACCAGUAGUCGACUCGCUCCUCCCUCCGACUUCACUCGAAACCUACCUCACCACGCUCGAGCAAAACCUCGUCCAUUACCCUCAUUCGCACGUCGGAGAAAUCGGCCUGGACCGAGCCUUUCGGCUCCCCUUGCCGACCCAUCUUCAACCUCCCCGAGGCCAAGGUUCUCCCCGUUCAAAACUUCAAACACCUAUCCAGCAUCAACUGGCGCUCGUUCGAGCUCAACUCGACCUCGCUAUCAAGCUAAGACGACAUGUCUCGUUCCAUUCGGUCAGGAGCUCCAAAGAGACCGUGACACUACUGCGGGAUUAUCUGGAUCACAAUCCUGGAUUCGAGAGUAUUCAUGCGUGCUUGCAUUCGUUCGGGGGCUCACCCGAGACUAUCAGGCAACUACAAAAGGGUGAGUCGACCUCGUUUCAGGACUUUGUAGAUGAACUCUAAAAAUUCAGUGAUGGAUCUGGUUGCUUGCAGUCCACCACAACCUCUUCUUCUCCUUCGCCGCCGUCAUCUCGGGGCGCUCGCCACGCUUCUCAGAGAUGUUACGCGCCGUCGACGACGCGCGUCUCUUGGUCGAGUCCGACUUUAGUGACACAUCGAAAAUCGACGAGCAGGUGUGUGUUCACUCUCCUCUCCUUAGAUUGGAAUUGCGACUGCGUGUACUCAUGUCCGACGCCUACCUUCCUUCCCCGAUCAGAUAUCCGAAGUUGUCGAAGCAAUUUGCACCGCUCGGUCAUGGACUCGCGAGUACUGUGUCGCUCAGCUCGAGAAGAACUGGCUGAGCUUCUUGGAAGUCGAACCCGAAGGUUCGAGACCAAAAAGGAAGAGCAAGAAGGAACGCAAGAUGGACGAGCAAGCUCGGCGGCGACAAGCUGAAGAAGCAGAAGAGUAA
This is a messenger RNA of Microbotryum saponariae, 1363 nucleotides long. The record is from the annotation of a GenBank genome assembly. NCBI's taxonomy places the organism in Eukaryota, Fungi, Basidiomycota, Microbotryomycetes, Microbotryales, Microbotryaceae.